AUGUCGACUACAUCAGGCCCCUCGUCCUCAGCCACGAUCUCAACCAUUCUCGUUCGUCCAGUCCCACAAGAUCCCACAAAUCAGACCACGAUCCAAACAGUGUACACUCCACACACUAUCUCCCAGAACGAUUCCUCCGGCCUCGAGUGGAUAGCCAGCCCGAUCUCCGCUACUCUGGGUCUUCCGCUGAAGGCUGCCCGCUACCCAGGGGAGAACGGCAAAGUGCCCAACAAGAUUCUCCUCGGCCUCUUCCUUCACACCGACCCGGAGGAUCUCGAGACCUUCGGAAAGAUCAGGUACCGCAAGAUGACGGGUAGUGUGGUGUUGGCUAGGGUUGAUGAGCAGGCGAUGACGAUUCAGGAUGUGGAGCCUUUGCUCACGUACCUCAACUCUGUUUCGGCGGAGUUGUACCAGUACUGCAAGGCCGAAUUCGCCAAUGAGGAUGAGAGAAAGCGGAAAGCAAAGGAGCUCGCGGCCCACCUGCUCACGAGGGAGGCAUAUGAGCGGUGGCGUGCAGGUCGCCAAUAG
Messenger RNA from Recurvomyces mirabilis, 528 nucleotides. RefSeq lists its product as uncharacterized. The coding region runs from base 1 to 528 and encodes 175 amino acids. The transcript has 2 exons. The record is from RefSeq and is a predicted model, not a curated record. Lineage: Eukaryota; Fungi; Ascomycota; Dothideomycetes; Mycosphaerellales; Teratosphaeriaceae.